GAACCAGGGAGAGCGAGAAGACACAGCGAAGGGAGUCGCGUCCAUGGACCAUGAAGGCCGCGACGGGGAGGAGGAGAGGGGGAAGUCUGCCGAGUCCUCACAGCCUCCGAUAUAAGACGCAUAUGAAGUUCGAUAAUUUGCUUCUUGUGACAUUGGGCAGGAUCACCAUGUUUGUGGAGGUUCUUUGCAGGAGCUCAGGUAAGGUUAGGAGGUUCGCAGCUGGAACCACUGCUGGAUAUGCAUUGUAUGUGAUCAAUUGUAAAUUGGAUAUCGGGGUUGCCCCAGGCUUGCAUAUUGAGGCUGUAAAGGAAGGGGAGGAACCUGUGGUCUUUGGUCCUAAUUCCAUUCUUGUUAACUACGGGAAAGGUUGGAAUUUGCAGACUGUUACUGAUGAAGGGCAUGACGAAUCAAUAGGAAUGCUGCAGAAUUCAAAGAAAUCACCCAACUUCCAAUCCUUCAAGAAGCCGAUGACUAUGAAUCAGCCAAAUUCAACUAUCAGUUUUCAGUAUAUUGGGAAGAUACUACUAGCCUUUGCCUUCAUGUUCCUGCUUGGAGGAAUAUUCACCUUCUUCUUGGAAAACCUCCCAGCUAUGAACCUCUCAGCUGUAUCAAGUCUAUAACUUGAUCAACUGUGUUGUUCUCUAGCAUUCAGUUUGUGAAUUAUUCGAUGUCCAAGCCAGCUCUCUGUGGAGCGUCAUAAAAUCAUUCCUAACAUCACCAUAAAUUGGAUUGUUUGUAUUCCUUAUCUUUAGUUUUUGCAAGGAUGAACAUGUGGAAGUCUUCCCUCAUAAUUAGCCUUAGAAAACAUCUUGUUUUACUUGUCUUUUGGACAUUUUUAUAUGCAUAUUCACAAGGAAAAUGUUGGUCUGAAUUAAAGUUUUAUUUUUGAAGUUUGUAUUGAUGAUUCUCUUGUACCAAAAAACACUUCUACAUAGCCUGAAAACUGUGUUAGAGGUGGUUAACUGCAGGGUAUGUUUUGGACUUA
Musa acuminata AAA Group (dessert banana) is the source of this 985-nucleotide messenger RNA. RefSeq lists its product as uncharacterized. The coding region runs from base 51 to 620 and encodes 189 amino acids. The record is from RefSeq and is a predicted model, not a curated record. NCBI's taxonomy places the organism in Eukaryota, Viridiplantae, Streptophyta, Magnoliopsida, Zingiberales, Musaceae. The transcript has 5 exons.